AUGGACGAGACGCACUGGGUGCGCACGUCCUUCGCCGCCCUCCGGGACGAGACCGUGCUUCUGGAACUCUAUAGCUCGCUGCAGGAAGGGUCCAUUGACGAGGCGCCGGCGCCGGCAACCGCCACGAGCGCGCAUGGCAUCACCAUGUCGUGGGACGAGCUGCACCAAGACGCGGACGUGGCGCGGCGCCUCUUGUUUGCGAGCAAGUCGCCGCUCACGGACGCGCAGGCCAAGGCGAAGCAGGCGUCGCGGGCCAAGACAGGCCGCGGUGCCUCGCUCGUCCUGCGCGAGUCGGCGCUGCUCGGCGAGUGCCCCGAAGCCACGGCCAAGGUCGAAGCAGCGCCGGCUGAGGUGCCGCUCGCGCAUGUACCCGUGCUGGCCCCGACGGACGCCGCCGACGAGGCGGCGCUGGCGAGCAAGCUCUUCUCGCUCGCAAGCUGCCGCAUGCAGCUCACCAUCAUGAAGGCGCUCGGCGAGCACGUGCAGAAGGAGUGCCUUCGCGACAUGGUCGGGUCGAUCCUCGAUUUCCCAACCAUGGCGCUCUCGCAUGUCCGCCGCCACUCGCCCGAAGACGCGACCUUGGCUACACUCUACAGCUUUGCGCUCAGUACGCUCGACGCAAAAGACACGAUGGCAUCGGACGCAAUGGACGAGCAUGUGCUGCUCUUACUUGCGCUGGGCGUAGCCAGCGGCCAGCUGCACUUUCUUCUGCCCGCGCUCUCGACGCUGCUGUUGGCGCCGCCGACCGCGACGCCGACGCCUAUCUGCGCGCCGCUCUACGACCGCCUGCUGCAUCGUCUCAGCAUGUACGAGCCGGCGCGCGUGCUUGGGGCGUACGACGGGCCGACGCUUCUGCACCACGUGCGUCUCAAACCCGAUCAAGUGCCGGUGGUCGUGAGCGGCGCGAGCCUCGCCGUCGACGAGGCCUCUGUGUACCUCUGGGGACCCAAGACGGGGCUCUACAAAGUGAGCACGAGUGCGCGGGACGCCGGGACUGUCCUUUGCCACGCAGAGGCGCGCGACAUCCUCGAGCAUUUCGUGUCGCCUCCGCACAUUGUCAAGGCGAUCGCAGGAACCUUUCGCGUCGUGACGGACCUCUUGCACGCACCGUCGCCGUCGACCGUCGGCGCAGUCGUCGGCGCCGACGACGACGGACGCCUUCUCUUGUUCUACACGGAAGGCGACACGCUCGUCGAGCAGGAGCUCGGUGUCGACGACGAUUUAUGGCUUCCGCCCGCAGGGUCGCUCCUCCGUGCGAUCUUUGGUACCUUUGACGACGUGACAGAGACGCUUUCAGACGCGGCGACGGCGACAGACGCCUUUGUCUUGACGCAAGCCGACCAUUUGCUCCUGUUUUCCGUCGCGAUGCCGCUGCAAGACCAGUUGCGGAGCCAUCUCUUUACGCGCGGUGACAUGGUGCUGCCCGCGUCAUCGAAAGCGCCGACGCUCAGCCUGGCGUGCCUCGAGCAGCACGUGGUCGUUGCCGGGUCCCUCACGAGCAUGGAUCUGCUGCUCCUGUCUCGGGCCGAUUUGCGCGUCCAGCAGACCGUCGUCUUGCCGAAUGCCCGGGCGCACGGCGACCAGCGACUGCAGAUCACGACGGAAGGCGACUACCUCUACGAUGUGAUUCUCCGUGGCGCCCAAGGGCUUCGCGUCAUCACGUACGACCUGCGCGGCGGCCCCGUGCACCGGUGCCACGUCGAUCUUCGCCUCGAUAUGCUACCAAACGGCACGCAUCCGAUGCCGUGGACCCCGGGGUCCGCGACGGUGUACACGAACGGGCGGCAGCUGUGCCUCGUGCACAUGACCGACGGCAUAUUGUCGUACGCCUUCUUCUCGUUGCGGGACGGUCGCCUUGAGUCGGUGCAGACGAGCGCCGCCAAGACGGGGUUCGUGCCCCGGGUCGCCUUGGAUGCCACGGCGAACGCGCUGUGGGGCUACCACCCACUGCGCCACUGCAUCGAGGCGCUUCCGAACGCUGGGCCGUGCGUUCCAUUGCGGGCGACGACGGCACCAUCGCCCCGGGAUCUCUUGGUGGCAGAGUCGCUGCCGCCGGCGAUGACGUGGGCGCUGCACAUCCUUGGCACGCUCGAGGCCACGGCGUGGCCGCUCUUACAUGCCGACGCCGUCGUCGACAAGUCGGUGGCCGUCGUCCCGUUCGCGGUCGACGUGCGUCUCGACACGAUGCAGGCGCUCAUUAGGCUCAUUGACCGCUACGGGCGCCGGUUCUGCGCGAGUGACGACCUCGCACCGUGGGAAAAAUGCGUGCUGCGGGCGUCCAUGACCGUCUUGACGGCCAACGUCGCGCACUUGCGACCGUUUGACGACGCCAGUAUCGUGGCGUGGGUCAAAUCGAGUCCCCUCGCGUCGCUCCUCGCCGUCCUCACGCGGUUCCCGGACAGCGACGACGCGAUUGUGCAAGCGGCGCUUAAGCUCUACAUGGCGUCGCUCGACAUCUUUUACGUCCGUCCCACGGACCAGCUCGAAAUGGCGCUGCAGUUUCUGGCGCGUGCGACCAAGGGAUCGUUGCAUGCGUCCGAGCGCCCGAUUCUAGCGCUUCUAUUGCAGCGCCUCGCCGCCCUCGACAAGGUCAAGGACAUUGCCGAGCAAAGCGGCGUGGUCGCGCACUUGACGUCGCUGCUCGCGUCGGCGCACAUGUUGUUUGUAGCGCCAUCCAUCGACGCGCUCUCGACCGACCUCGUCGCCCUCAUUUACGCCUUGACGCAGGCGCUGCUGUAUGCUGCAAACGCCGCCCGCGUCGCGUGGUCGACGGCGUCGGCCGCGAUGUUGGCAAUCCUCGAGAGCUGUGUGGCGACGACGGCAUGCGCGGAUGCAUAUCGGCACCGGCUCGAAGCCAGUAUCGUCGGCGUCGUGCUGCCGCUGCUCAGCACGGCCAUGCAUCACUUCUUGACGUCGCUUGAGCACGACUCGAGCGUCUACACGUCGCUCGCGACGCCGUUGCAUGUGCUCUUUGCCAACGUGGGGGGCCUGGCGACGGCGAUGGCGGCGACGGAAAGCUCCACCGUGUCGCAAACAACCACGGCCAAGGUCACCAAGACCAUCGAGUCACCGCACGACUAUCAGAACAACAUGCACACGCUCACCGACGUCCGCGUGCCGGGCGCCACCAAGCUCACGAUUACGUUCGACCCGGCGUGUCGCACGGAGCCCGGUUACGACUAUGUGACGUUUUACACGGACGAGACGCAGACGACGUACUAUGGCCUGGAAAAGUACUCGGGCCGUGGCGACGAGAUGAACUGGCCCGGCGUCAACGGCCGCCCGCCGCUCGUCAUUGACGCAAGCGCAUGCGUGGUGCUCUUCCACACGGACGGCUCGGGCGUCGACUGGGGCUUCAAGUGCACGAUCGUCGCCGACGUGCAGUCGCCGACGACGUGUCUCUCGCUGCACUGGUUACGGCACAUUGAAGAAAGCAUUGCGUCUGUCCUUGCCCACAUCGCGUCAGCGCUGAUUCGGACGACGCUGUUUGCGCCGCUCUCGUCGACCGAGGUGACGCACAUGCCGCUAUUGAGUUCGCACCUCUGGCAAGGCGGACGCCACGUGUCGAGCGCCGACGCGCCGGUCGUGGCCUUUCUGCACGCGCUCAUCGACCCUGAGACGAGUUCAGUCGCCGAUGCCGCCACAACAGCGCUAAAGACCCAUACCCGCGAAGACCAAGGGGCAAUUGCGCACAUCAACCGCGCCGUUCGCGCGGUCGCGGCGGCCCUUCUCCACCACAACCUCUACGGCAUGGAACUCUACCAGUGGGCGACGACGGCACUAUCGAGUUCGCCGUCGCCGCACGUGUUGAAAAUCUGGAAGACGGCGCAGAAGAUGCGGCAAUGGUUUGACCUGGGUGACGCGGCCGAGUCGAGCAUCCACGCGCCCUUGCGCCCGAACGCGGGGCUUCCGGGCUUGAAGCGCCAGCCAUCGGCGUUCAAGGGCGCGUCCGAAGACGCGAUCGUUGCGCUCUGUGCGGCCGUCGUCGACCGUGCGACGUUUCUACUGUCGUUGACGCCGGCGUCGUUUGCGUUUGUGCGCGCGGCCAAAGUGCGCUGGGGCCUCCUCGCAAAGUACACGACGGCGCUCUCGCGGCAGCACUCGUGGGGCCACCUCGUGCGCGAGGUCGAAGCCGCGACCGAGCUCAAGACGCUCCUCGAGUACCGCCGCAGCUCGUACGAGCGGUCGCAGCAGAUGCAGCCCAAGUCCGUGACCGAGCUCGUGCUCGAAUUCGUGCAAAGCGAUGUCGUUGUGCACGACAUGUCGACCAUCCUGAGUGUUCGGAAGGACCGUGCCCACUUGCGCGACCUCGGUGUGCACAUGGUCGGGUCGGCGCUCGCGGCAACGACGAGCGCGCGCAGCCAACUGCUCUUCCUGCACGCGUUGGCGUCGAGCUUGCGCGCGAUGGGCCACGAAGACCCGUGUGCGACGCACGUGCACUUUUUCAACAGUCUCAACGGCUGCGACGAGAGCCAGCGCGAGGGCUUGAGCCAGAGCAUGCUCACGUGCUUGAAAGCGUGUGCGCGGAUCCUCGAGAGCACGCUGCAGCAGCCCUUUCUCUCGUCGAUCGACGCGGCCUUGCUGACGACGCUACUGAAGGCGAUCGCGCUCGACUACGACGCGCGCGACGCGUACUUGCUCUACGAGAGCAAAGUGCUGCCGCACAUUCUGCGCCUCUUGCCGUCCGAGCACGUGAACCUGCGGCGCGCGGCGCAGUCGAUGCUGCGUGUGCUCCUCUCGCACUUUGUCGCGGUCGACGACGUGCCCGAGACGCCGCGCGACGACGUGUCGCAGUUCCAGAAGCAGCUCCUCGCCGCCGUGCGUCUCCAGCUCGAGGGCGUCGCCAGCGCGGUCAUGACGGCGUCUCGGUCGUCGAUGACGGCCCUCGGACGGCAUCUCGCAGGCGCCACGGCGCCGCACGUGCCGCUGCUUCGCAACCACUCGCUGGCGUUUUGGAUCUAUGUGCCGUCGCCCAACGUCCAAUAUGCGCUCAAGGUCGGCGACGAAGUGCGCCGAGGACCGCAGUGGGACAGCACGGACGACGAAGACGGCGGUGACACGGGCACGGGCUCCGUUGUCGGGAUUCCUGGACCGGCCAUGGUGCAGGUGAGUUGGCACGCGACCAAAAAAAUGGGCAUGUACGUCUGGGACCCGGUGACGCCGUCGUGUCAAGUGCAGCUGCUGGACGAAGGCAUUGGCGGCAUGGUGUUUCUGCACGGCAAUCGCAACCUCGUCGCUGACACGGACGACAUGGUGCCGUGGAGCCACCACGGACUCUUCCUCACGGACGACGCGCAGCUCAAGUACGUUCUCUCGUCGGGCACGGACAAGGACGUUCUCGUCGAAAGCAAUGACGCCCUCCACAAAGACGCGUGGAACCACGUGUGCAUCGUCCAAGAGAACGCCUUCUUGAAACUCUUCCUCAACGGCGUCCUGGAUACGCACCAUACGCUCGACAAGGAGCUCAUCUUGCCGUUCAACGAAGCGCCGACCAUCCUCGAGACGUCGCACCCGUGCGUCGGGAGCCCGGACGCGCCGACGACCACGUGGCCCGUCGUGUACCCUGGCGCGACGUCGCUUGUGGUUUCGUUUGACCCGCUCUCGCAGCUCGAUCGCGCCAACGGAGAUGCCCUCGCCGUGACCAGAGGCAGUGCCGUCGUGGCGACCUACAAUGCCGGGUUUCCCGGAGCGUACGGUCAACCGCCCUUGGUCGUCGACGGCGACAGCGUCGUCCUCGGCCUGCACUCGACCAGCUCGAGUGCGAAAUGGGGGUUCCGUGCAGUGGUCGUGCCGCUGUAUGGCGACGCCCGGGAUGCGUCUGGCCACGUGAACGGCCACCCGUUCUACUUUGGCGAGCCGCCGCCGCGGGUCUUGGAUGCCCCGUCAAGCCAGUGCUGGCUGGCGGCGUUCGAUGUGAUCAAUGUGCCGCUACACGACCACGAAGUCCAGCUGCUCAUGCGGUUGAACCCGCAAGAGGCGCCACCCAGCGUGUUUCCGAUGGACCGCGCGCUGCACACGCUCGGCUUGGUCAAGACGUGUGCGCAAACGAGCUUUGGGCGGUCGUUUGUCACGAAACCAGAGCUUGUGCGGCACUUGCUCGAGGUCAUUCUAUUGGGCCCGACCGAAACGCGCUGUGCUGCCCUCCACGUGCUCACGGACCUCACGCCGACAUUGCACCCGGCCGUCGUCGACGAGCAGUUCACCGCUGCGUUUCCAGAGCACCCGUCGUUUUUGCUCGCGCUGCUCGAGACGAUCGGUGCGAUUCUGGCCGUGUGGCAGGCGCCGCCGCCGCUCGUGCAGUGUGCGCAAACGCUCUCUCUGCGCAUGUCGGCGCAGUGCGCCAUGGGGCUCGUCGACGCGCACAUCCAGUUUCUGCGCGCCCUUGGUGCGAGCCGCGCAUGGAGUUCGGCGCUCUUUGGUCAUCUGGAAGCGAGUUUUGCAUGGCUCGGGUCCAAGGCGAUGACGGCCGACGACACGAUUGCGUUCCAGCGGGCGCUCGCGGCCGUGGCGGUACUCGGUGGCAGCUACGACGGCGUCGUGCUCGGAAGUCGUGUCCGGUGUUGCGUCAACAUUGACGGCAAAGAGUCGGUCGAAGCCGGCUCGAUCGUGCAAUUCCAUCUUCGCGGCGAGUCGCGCAUGGCGUCGGUGCUGUUCGACUGCGACAAUAGCCGUCCCGUCGACGUCCCCAUCGGCGACAUUGCGUGCGACGACGGCAACGACGAGAGCGACCUCUUUCAGUUUGCGAGUGCGUCGGUGCCGGUCGUCGUCGAGGGCCUCCGUCGCUUCUUGGCACAACCCGUGUCGCCGUCGCACCUGCCGACGACGUACUUGCCGCGCCGCACGCGCGUCGAGAAGACCGACGUCAUCGAGUCCGAGCACCCGUACCCACACAGUACCGACCAGACGUACGCCGUCGACUUUGCCACCGCAACGGCCGUCACGAUUGUGUUUGACGCCAAGUCGCGCACCGAGAUGGACUGCGACUAUGUCCAGUUUCGCGCCCGAGACGGGUCCCGCGUGUAUGGCGACGACAAGUACAGUGGGACGCACUUCCCCGGCGUCGGUGCACUGCCGCCGCUCGUGAUUCCCGCGUCGUCCUUUGAUGUCCUCUUCCAUUCAGACAGCAACAACAACGACUGGGGCUUCCGCUUCACGGCCACAGCCAUGAUCGAGCGCGACGAGCUGCCGCCCGAGGUGCCGCCAACACCCGCGUUUGGGGCGUGGUGCGACCUCCGCGCCCGGUGCCUCAAGGUGCUGCAGCAGUACACGCCGUCGUUCUUGUCGUCGUUGCCACCGCAACUGCUCGCCGAAGUGGCCACGAUUGCCAUCUCGCCCUUUGAUGGACGCCCGAUGAUAGCCAUGCCCAAGUCGCAAGUGUUCGAGUCCAAGCACCCGUACGCCAACUCGAUCUCCGAGUACAUGGCCGUGACGUUCAAGGGCGCGAGUGAGCUCACAAUUACAUUUGACGGGCAGUCGCGCACCGAAGAUGGCUGCGAUUACGUCGUCUUCUUCAAAGACAAGACGCUCACGGAGCGUUGGGGGUGCUACCAGUACACGGGUCGGGCCGGUACGGAGAAUUGGCCCGGCUGUGGCGGCCGUCCGUCGCUCGUGAUUCCGGCCGAGGGCUUUACGCUGCUGUGGUGUACCGACUCGAGCAACGUCGAUUGGGGCUGGAAGUUUGUCGUGAAAGCCACCUUCCCGAGCGUGACACCAUUGGCCCUGACGCCGGACGCGCUUAACCAGCGGUCGUACCACGUGACCGAGAUGCUCUACGAGCGCAUGCGACCGACGCCGGUGCCGGUGGCCAGUGCGUUUGACGGAUUUGCACGCGCGACGGCUCCACUGCCGUCGCUGCAACGGUAUCUGAGCUACAUACCACCGACGGCUCCGUUGUCGACGCCAACACCAACGCCCGACGCACGCUACCGCGUCCAGCCGUUUGAAAACGUAGCCAUCCACACCGAUUGCAACGACGAAUCCGACAUCGUCGACGUCGUAACGCCGAUGACGACGGUGCACGUUGCGGACGCGCGUGGCGACUGGUGCCUCGUCGAGACACCGUCGGGCGACCGGGGGUGGUGCCAAUGGCGUCGUGGGACCGACACGGUCGUCGUCGGCGUCGACGACAAGGCAGUGAUGGCAUCCGAUGUCGACGAGUCGAACGACGAGCAAGACGAGCUCGCCAACUUCACAUCGCAUUUUACCAUCGAAGAGAUCAAGGGCCAAAGCCACCGAUUGCAUUUGCUCGCGAUCGAGACGGCCAACGCCCAAGCCAUCCAGGUCGCCCGAGCGACAUUACUCUCGCUUUUCCAGCGGCCCGAUUUCGACCUCGCGACCUUGGGGGCAUCCAGUGGUACCUUCUUAGAGCUUCUCGUUGUCUUAUUGAACGAGCCGACCACGUCGCUGGACGCCAAAGCCGCCUUGCGACAGCGCCUUGCCGAGUUUCUCGCGCUGCCGACGGCGGGCCUCGCAUUCCUGACCAAGGUCGUCGACUUGUAUGUGCACACGCAGAACCAAAUGCGAGAGGCGCUGCCGAGGGGCCGAGCGAUCGUGCGCACGCUCGAGAGCUCGCAUCCGUAUCUGGACAACACGGACGCGUACUGGAAGGUCGAGAUUCCCGGCGCGACCCAGAUCCAGAUUGUGUUUGACGCGCGCAGCAAGACGGAAGCGGGUUGUGACUACGUCUGUUUUUACAAUGCGUCGGAUCGAAGCAUAGUCUACGGCGACACCCAGUACUCGGGUCGGUCGGGGACCGAGAAUUGGCCUGGCGUCGGCAAUCGGCCGCCGCUUCUUAUCGACGCCGACCGCUUCGAGGUGUACUUUCAUUCGGACGCGAGUGGGAACGACUGGGGCUUUGCCUUUACGGCCUACGGUCUCUUGGGGCCCGAGAUGCCACCAACACCAGCAUGCGCACCGCGCUCGGACGUCGCGCUCUGGCUCCUCGAGGCGCUCUGUGCCGUGCCGCAAAAGCCGACGCCGGUGCUCGAAGCCCUAUACGCACCGUCCGUCCUCGACGCGUGGUCGACGUCGCUCACGUCCAUGCCCCAGUCGGCCAAAGUGUCGACGCUUCGUAUGCUGUCGGCCGUGGCGUUGGACGCCGCGUCCUGGCGACAUGUCGCCACGCAACGCACUGCGCUCUUGAAGCUCUUGGACCUCGUCAAGAAGCGCAUGCUCGCGCAGCAUCGGGCUGAAGAACGCUCGGAUGUCAAGUCGGUGUACCUGCAGAGCUUGGUGCAAACGGCGCUCGCACUCGAUCAUGCGAUCGAGACCCGUGGGUUCCCGACACCCGCGUCCGUCUUGCCGGCGCCCGUCGAGCUUGUGUGUACGAACGUUGACACGCUCGUCGAGGUGGCUCCCGACCUGGUCUGGGCCCGCGGCAGGACCCAUCACAUCACGGUGCUCCUGCGGCUGUGCACCGCGGGCAUGACCAUCGGUGUCAAAAGCACCACCCGCGAGCCGCCAUGGAGCUUUGUGUGGUCCUCGUCCAAGACGGUAAACGCUCAAGCCCUCGGUGUGCUGCUGCAAGACGGCGAUACACUGACACUCGAAGCCGACUUAAGCCGAGGCGAACUGUCUUUGCGCAAAAACCGAGCACUCGUCGGCUCCGCACCAGUGCCGCCGGACGUCGGCGACCUCGUACCCGUCGUCGCGUUCGGUUCCAUCAACGACGCCGUCGUCGUGUCGUCCGAGUGGACGCCGCCGAUGCGCCACGACCCGACGUGGUACACCAAGCUCAUGGAGAGCAAGGCGAUGCUGCUGGCCGAGACGAGCCAACGUCCAACGGCGGUGACGCUGGAGAGCAUGCACCCGCUGCCCGACGAUGUGGCAACCAAGACAGUGCAUCUACCCGGCGCGACGAAACUAGAAGUGCGCUUUGACCGACACACGCAAAUGGGCUCCCAGGAUACACUUACGCUCACCACACGGUCGCAAACGGUCGUGCUCACAGGUCUCGACGGACAGCUCGACCCGGACGCAUCUGCGUUUGGCCCAAUGCCAAUGACACCGCAACUCGCCUUGUCGCCGGGCGACGUCGUCGUGCGCGGUGACGAUUGGAUCUACGGCCAAGAAGAUGGCGGGGCGGGGGCCACGGGCGACGUUGUCGAGCUCUGCAGCUGGAAGCAGCGCGCAGGCACUGGCGUCAAGGUCCGCUGGCGCUCCACCAACACCGUCGCGCUCUAUCGGUACGGCUACAACGGCCAUUACGACGUGUACCUCGUGACGGCGCGUCAGUCAUCGGUGCUGUGGCUCGACGGCGACAACGUCACACUCACCGCGACGCCGUACCAGGCGUCCGUGCAAAAGGAUCACGAGUUCAAGGGGAGCUUGGACUUUGGCCAAUCGACGGUCGUGUCCUUGCCGGUGACGCCCACGUUGCGCUUGCGCGACGACUUUAGUCUGCAGUUUUGGCUCCGCUUGAGCGGCGAUCUCUCGACCAAAGAGAGCAAGCGGCCGCCGCAGACGAUUUUGGUUGCCGGUGGCAUCGACGACGACGACAAUGCAUGCUUCCACAUGAGCGCGACAUCGGACUUAAAGAUUCGACUUCUCUUCAAGAGCGGCGGCUUCCUCGACAGCAUGCUCUCCGAGGCUCUUUCGCCCAAUGCGUGGGUGCUGCUAUCUAUCGUCGGCAGUGGCUCCGACGUCUCGCUCUACAAGAACGGCGAAAAGUGGACGUCCCAUACCUUCUACGGGCGCACGGCGUACGCAACGCCCUUUCAUACGGUCUUCUUGGGCUCGUCGUUGGCUGCGACCCGCCCCGGUUUUAAGCAGUACAAUGGACUCCACGGCCAGCUCCACGAUGUCAAGAUGUGGGACGCACCGUUGACGCCCAGCGACGUCCGGCGCGAGUUUUUGGACAAAUGCGCGGUCUUGCCGAGUGGGUUGCCCCCGGCGCCGCCCCUGUGCCACUGGACCACCAUCAACAAAACAGGUCGCGACCUCUGUACGCUCAAAGCGUCUAUCGCGAUUCAGCGAGGCAAGGUCUAUUACGAGGUCGCACUGCUCUCGGGCGGCUCGGUGCUCGUGGGAUGGGCCUCACCGCAGUGCACGCCCCGACACAAGAGCUCGGUUCUCGGCGACACUGGCGAUGCAUAUGCGAUCGACCUCCACAAGCAGUACAUGUGGCACGACGGCCCGUUACCGUUCAACGCGCCGCUCGAGACGUCGGUCAAAGCGGGGGACGUCGUCGGCUGUCUUCUCGACUGCGACGCGGGCACGAUGGCGUUUACACUCAACGGCCAUCGCGUCGGCGACACGUUUGGCGCGCCGACAGCGCUGCCACAGGCGGCCAACAAACGCGUGGCGGCGCUCCGGGUCGCACCAAUCUUGCGCGACCCGAGCACCCCGCGGAGCAUGAGCGCGCGCGAGGCCAGAAUCGCAGAGCUGCUCGCCAUGGGCUGCUCGCGCCACAAGGCCAUUGAGGCGCUGCAGCGCAACGACCAAGACGUGGCAUCGGCGCUCGAGUGGCUGUUGCACAACCCCGAUAUGGUUGUGCCGUUGGGCCCGCACGUUCGCCUCGUCGAAGAAGCGGUCCCGAGCGCCAACCGAUGGCAAGACCAAGGCGGCUUGAGCCCUGCCGUGGCCUUGAGCCCACUCGGUGCGCAAGGGGUCGCGUGGAACCUCGGGCAACGGCCGUUCCAGUACCUCCCCGACGGCUACGUCGGUGUUGUCACGGGAGCAACCGACAACGCGGCGCCAACAGCACCUCUUGUCGUCUACGACUGGGCGGAAGACGGGUGGGAGCCGAUUCAGGUUCGGCACAAGCUGCUCGACCUAUCGCCUCGGCUGUUGCACCGGUGGCGACUGGACGAAGGCCACGGCACGGAGCUUCGCGAUGCGAUGACGUCGACGACCGGAGUCUUGGUGUCGACGGCGUCGUUGCGGCCCUGGAAACCGUGGCUCUUCUCGCCCUUGUACCAGCAAACACUUGGCGCGUGGGGGUAUAAAGUGACCAUCUAUGGGCACUACUACGCCGAGAGCGCGCCCACGACGCGAUUUGUGUGUCCGAGCUCCCUCGAGUACCCGCGCUUCCACAAGCACAACGUGCAGCUGGUCGAGUUUGCCAACGCCAAGUUUCUGCAACGGCAGCUCGACGUGGCCCACGGCCUCCGCGUGCCGUGGUCGGAGAUUGCGCCGCACGACGAAGAGCUGGUGCGCUGGCCGCUCUUGUGCGAAGUCGCGUACGGUCGAUUGGCGGCACCGGGCGCAAGCGACGACAAUGCGCUGUGUGCCAACCACGACCGCCUCGCGGCACGCUUCAGCUACCUCCAGCAGUUCAACAUUGCGAUGCACCGCCUCUUGCCGUGGGUUACGCUCGAGGCCGACGCACCCGUGGGUAGUCUGACCGACAUGCUCGGGCGCUGCCGAGGGCUCCUCUUCCAUAAGCUCAAAAAGACAAUGUGGGAGGCCGCGCUCCUGCGCACGCUGCGUCCGGGUGCGGCCGUCGACUUGACGCUCAACCGACCGAAGGCCAUGCGGCAACGGGCGACGGGCGUGCCCGACGAGGAUGCUCGGUCCGCGCUCUUCGCGCAAGCCUUUCGCCAGCUCAACGCGACUGACAACUACCAUUUUCGGCGCCACAGCAACGUCUACUACGUGAAAUUUCUCGGAGAAAACGCCGAGGACGCUGGCGGGCCGUAUCGUGAGACGUUUUGCCAGUAUGGCGCCGAGCUCCAGAGCGCGCAGCUCCCGCUGCUGCUGCGGACGCCGAACGCAGCCCACAACGUGGGCACGGGGCGUGAAAAAUGGGUGCUCAACCCGACGGCGUUCGGGCGCCAGCACCGGUUGCGACGGCGCCUCCUCGAGUUUCUCGGCAAGCUCCUCGGCGCGUCGGUCCGGUCGCGCGAUUACUUUGCCCUCGACUUGGCGCCGCUCGUGUGGAAGUACCUCGUGCACGAGCCCGUCGGCGUCGACGACCUCGAAGCCAUCGACCGCAUGCUCGUCCAGUCGCUCGCCAAGAUCCGCACCAUCGACGAGCUCGGCGUCACUGCCGAAAUGUUUGAAGACAUUGUGCUCGAGACGUUUACGACGCUCUCGAUCGACAACCGCGUCGUUGAGAUCACGCCCAACGGACGCCAAGUGGCCGUCACCUUUGAGAACCGGUGUCGCUUUGCCGACCUCGUCGAAGCCUAUCGGCUGCACGAGUUUGAUGCGGCGCUCUCGCAGCUCGAGAGUGGCCUCGGGAAGGUGCUGCCGCUGCGGUACCUCCGACUCUUUACGGCCCGCGAACUCGAGAGCAUGGUGGUCGGGUCACCGGACGUCGACGUCGACUUGCUCCAGCAGUGCACCGAGUACAGCUCGUGCAGUGCGUCGGACCAGCACAUUGUGUGGUUCUGGGCCGUCCUCCGCCGCUUCUCACACGACGAGCGCAGCGCGUUCUUGCGCUUUGUGUGGGGUCGGUCGCGGCUCCCGGCCGCCGCGACCGAGUUUCCGCAGUGGUUCAAACUCCAGUCGUUCACGAAAACGCCCGCCGACAACUACCUGCCCGUCGCCCACACCGAGGAGCUCCUCGCCAAGAAGCUGCUCUACGCCAUUUACAACUGCCAAGAGAUUGACGCCGACGGCGACAGCGUUGCAGCCAACCAGCUCGGCUGGGACGAGUGA
Molecule: messenger RNA, 13602 nt
Organism: Saprolegnia parasitica CBS 223.65
Lineage: Eukaryota; Oomycota; Saprolegniomycetes; Saprolegniales; Saprolegniaceae
Exons: 7
Coding region: 1-13602 (4533 amino acids)
Biological process (GO): protein ubiquitination
Molecular function (GO): protein binding; ubiquitin-protein transferase activity; metal ion binding
Source: RefSeq, a predicted model, not a curated record